CACACACUGCAGAGGAGACCAGAGCACAGCAACCCACAGAGGGGAGAAGAGCUACCACAAUGCAAAUGAAAGCCAUAACCCAGUUCAGCUCCUCCAGGAAUGACAGCAACUGCACCAGCGACAGCAGGGUCAGCCAAGUCAUCUUCCCUUUACUCUACACAUUUCUGUUCCUGGUGGGGAUCACCAUGAACGGCCUGGCAAUGUGGGUCUUCUUUAAAGUACCCAGCAAAUCCAAUUUCAUUAUCUUCCUCAAGAACACUGUGAUUUCUGACUUCCUCAUGAUCCUGACUUUUCCCUUUAAAAUCCUCAGCGAUGCCAAGCUGGUGUCCUGGGUGCUGCGAGGGUUUGUGUGCCAGGUGAGCCAGGUGGUGUUUUACUUCACCAUGUACAUCAGCAUCCUGUUCCUGGGCCUGAUAACGAUCGAUCGCUAUCAGAAAGCCACUUCACCUUUCAGAACCUCCACUCCACGGAGCCUCCUGGCCGCCAAGGUCCUGUCCACAGCCAUCUGGCUGUCCAUGUUCGCUCUCUCGCUACCCAACAUGAUUCUAAAUAAUAAGAAGAAAACACCCAAGAACGUAAGGAAGUGUGCUCUCCUGAAAUCGGAGUUUGGCUUAGUCUGGCAUGAAAUUGUGAACUACAUCUGUCAGCUGAUCUUCUGGGUUAACUUAGCAGUCAUAGUGGUAUGUUACAUCCUCAUCAGCAAGGAGCUGUACAAAUCCUACAAAAGGACUCGAUGCGCAGGGAAGGGAUCUAAAAAGACUGUCAAUCUCAAGGUUUUCAUAAUAAUUGCUGUGUUCUUUGUUUGCUUUGUGCCGUUCCACUUCACCAGAAUCCCCUACACCUUGAGCCAAACCAGAGAUGUGUUUGACUGCUCUGCUCGGAACGCCCUGUUCUACAUGAAGGAGACCACGCUGUGGCUGACGUCCCUCAACGCCUGCCUGGAUCCCUUCAUUUACUUUUUCCUGUGCAAGUCCUUCAGGAAAUCCCUGCUGGACAUGCUGUGCAAGCACAGGGCAGGGCCAGGGGCACAGACUAAGGGGGAUGACUCCGACGAGACGCCGCUCUAGGUGCCAGGGCUCCUCUGCCCUUCACACGCCUUCGCUGGGGGUGGCAGGAGCACAGAGCCACGAGGAGCAUCCAGAGCUCCACUGACUGCCUCAGAAACAGCCCUGCAGAUGGAGCAGGAGCA
Messenger RNA from Melozone crissalis (California towhee), 1189 nucleotides. It is a transcript of the gene P2RY12, whose product is annotated as purinergic receptor P2Y12. Gene Ontology annotation, cellular component: membrane. Lineage: Eukaryota; Metazoa; Chordata; Aves; Passeriformes; Passerellidae. Gene Ontology annotation, molecular function: G protein-coupled purinergic nucleotide receptor activity. Bases 60 to 1067 code for a protein of 335 amino acids. The record is from RefSeq and is a predicted model, not a curated record. The transcript is spliced from 2 exons. Gene Ontology annotation, biological process: G protein-coupled receptor signaling pathway; blood coagulation.